GUAUGGAGGAAAGACGUGAAAAGAGCUUGCAAUGUUGGCCGCAAUUGCCAACAGUCAAAUCUCCGUGUUAAGCCUGAGAAAGGUAAAGCAAUCCUGUGGUACAGCCAUGAGAUAAACGACGACACAGGAUGGUUGGGUGGCAGUGAUCCUUAUAGUGUCCAUGGUGGCUGUGAUGUGAAGAAAGGUGGAAAGUGGAUUGCAAAUAACUGGAUAUCUGUCAGUGAAAACCGCAACGACGACAUCGAGUUUUGGGUUAAAUAUUUGCACAAAUCAGGUAAGUUUAUAACAAGAAUAAUUGACUAUUCGUACGAUUUUCAAGUUAUUUGUCUGGAGAAAAUUAACCACUUGGUGGGAAUUUGGUGAGCAAUUUCACUAGAAUGUCUUGCCAAUGGUCUGAUGCUAAGACACCUCAUUAAGGCCUAUUCAGACAGACCAUAGUCAAUAGAAUAAGAAGGUUAGGGAACUCGAUGCAGAAAUAAUUGACCUCAAUAUCGAUGUUUUUGUCUGGUUUAUGCAAGAAAUGAUCGGUUCAUCGUCACGUGUAUAUUGUUUUUUCGCUCAACCAACCAAAUGCAGUAUGUUGGUUUAAUUAUCCAGUCGUGAUGUUACACAAUGGCUAAAUGAAAACAUAGCUAUUGCCUAUUGGUUGUUCUAGCGAGAAUACAAUACACAGGUGACGAUGAACCGACAAUUUUUUUCGCAAACAUGUCUGCAUCGAGUUCCCUAACCGUCUUAAUCUAUUUACUAUGUUCAGACUCUUGUUCGCGCAACACUACCCAACAAUUUCCAAAUAAUGUUAUCCUGUUUCUUUUGCAAUUAUUUGAAUGCAAAAAUUUCGAAUAUGGAUAAAUGUAAAGUAUCAAAAAGAUUUGAAAAAUAAGCAGGUAAACGUUGUUGCAUGAUAUUGGAGCAACAUAGUUGAGUGUGUUGGAAUGCGCUAUUUCACUUGACACUCCAUUUGCACUUUUAAAUUUCAGCCAUUUCGAAUGAGUGAGAUAUUGUUAAUCCUCUAGAUAAAAUUGGGUUGUAACUUGACUUCAAACACUCAUUAAUAAUUCAUAAGCUUAUUGGCAAAUCAUGUCAACCAUAAUAUGUCACGUGCAGUGGCUUUAAACCUGAUAAAACACUCCUAAUUAGUAUUCUUUUAUUUCUUUAUAUAAAAAAUACUAAUAAGGCAGUAAUAAUGUAUCUAUUGAAUUUGUAGUCGUGUUUGAAGCCGUUUAAUAAACUCGCAGGUCCUGUUUUAUUAGGUCAAAAGCCACUCGCGCUGCGCGCUCGUGGCUUUAAACCUAAUAAAACACUCUUGCUCGUUUAUUAAACAGUACUUUAUCCGUUGGGGGACGAAAAAUAUUUAAAAAAUAGAACGAAAAAAUUCAACCAUGCAGUUCAGAGUUUCGAUGCUGGGAUUUAUAAGCGUUAAAAGAUUGGUUUGGUUGAGAUGGAUAUAGAAACGUCUUGGAGGCCGAAAGCUAAAGUCUUUGAAAUUACUUAUCCUGGGUUCCAGGGGGAAGAUUUCACAAAAACCUCAACGUACGUUCCAAAAUGGUAACCUCCACCAAAAUUUCUCUAUUAGUCCCAACCAGUCGAUUUUUAUUUGUUUAUCUUUGAAAAACUCAAUAAUUCAUGAGGAAAACACAAAGGAAAUCACUACGGUGUCGGUGGUUCAUAUAUGUGAUAAAAAAAUCAUGUUAAUUUGCAUAAACUUUAGCUUUGAUUUUCUUGGCUUAAGGCGGAUUUCCAGUCCUCGCACGAAGCUCGCUGCGAGUGCAUGCAUGAGCACUUUCAUCCAAUCACAAUGCUAAACAGUUAAUUUUAAUUAGAUGCAAGCAAUCGCAGCGAGGAGCUUCGUGCGAGGACUGGAAAUCCGCCUUUAGACAAUGUUUAUUUUUAAAAUUACUUCGUCAAUGAAUACCUCGGCAGUCGCCUCGUGUUUUAUGUCUGAUAAAGCACUCCUGCUCUUGUUUUUAAUAAUACUCAUUUUAAACAACCAAUUUAAUUUCAUAUAUUUAAUAUUUAUAGUUCACAAUGCAGAUCGAAAACAAACAGAAUCUAGUAGUGGAGAUGAAAGCGGUGCAUUGUUUGAUGAAAUUUCCAAUGCGGUUGAGUCAGAAAAUACAAGGAAAGAAGAAGACGACAACACAGUAUUCGAUACUUUAGAACUUUCAGAUAUGGAAAAUAUCAAAAACAGAGAAGAACUCUGA
Paramuricea clavata is the source of this 2201-nucleotide messenger RNA. Lineage: Eukaryota; Metazoa; Cnidaria; Anthozoa; Malacalcyonacea; Plexauridae. The record is from the annotation of a GenBank genome assembly.